GGCGACGAGACGGUUGUCGGGCUGGUGCCGUGCUGGAUCCUGGGCGGCCUGAGGGUUGCGGAGACUUUAGGGGAGGGAGACGGCAGCGGCAUGGCGGCCGGGUGUAAGACGCCCGACCCUCCUCUUCCGCGUCUUCGCCGCCCGCCGCUGGAGUCACUGGGACCCUCUAGUCUGCGUGUGUUAGUUUAAGCCCGCCGCCCGCCUGUGAGCCCUCCGCUCCGCCGGCCCUCCUUCCUUCCGCCGCCGCAGCCAGCCCAAGGGUCGGCCGGCUGUGUAACACUCUCCCACCCCACCCACCAGCCCGCGGGCCAGCACCAUGGAGGACAUGAAGCUGGAGUUCCCUUCCCUUCCACAGUGCAAGGAAGACGCCGAGGAGUGGACCUACCCUAUGAGACGAGAGAUGCAGGAAAUUUUACCUGGAUUGUUCUUAGGCCCAUAUUCAUCUGCUAUGAAAAGCAAGCUACCUAUACUACAGAAACAUGGAAUAACCCAUAUAAUAUGCAUACGACAAAAUAUUGAAGCAAACUUUAUUAAACCAAACUUUCAGCAGUUAUUUAGAUAUUUAGUCCUGGAUAUUGCAGAUAAUCCAGUUGAAAAUAUAAUACGUUUUUUCCCUAUGACUAAGGAAUUUAUUGAUGGGAGCUUACAAACGGGAGGAAAAGUUCUUGUGCAUGGAAAUGCAGGGAUCUCCAGAAGUGCAGCCUUUGUUAUUGCGUACAUUAUGGAAACAUUUGGAAUGAAGUACAGAGAUGCUUUUGCUUAUGUUCAAGAAAGAAGAUUUUGUAUUAAUCCUAAUGCUGGAUUUGUCCAUCAACUUCAGGAAUAUGAAGCCAUCUACCUAGCAAAAUUAACAAUACAGAUGAUGUCACCACUCCAGAUAGAAAGGUCAUUAUCUGUUCAUUCUGGUACCACAGGCAGUUUGAAGAGAACACAUGAAGAAGAGGAUGAUUUUGGAAACAUGCAAGUGGCAACUGCACAGAAUGGCUGACUGAAGAGCAACAUUAUAAAGUGUGAAUUUCUAUUUGGGAAGGAGAAAAUACAAGAGACAAUUAUAAUGUAAAAUGGUAAAAACAUAAGUAGGUUUUUUUUCAAUUACAUGUUGCUUCCAGACAUACUUCUCUGCAACUUGUUGAGCAACAUUUUAAGAUGUUGGACUUCUGCAGUAGAUGGCACUGAUGGUUUUACUCCUUUAAAAAAAAAACACACACACACACACACUUUACAAGUUUUAUUAUAAACCAAGAAUUUUGGACUUGCAAAGAGGUAUUAUUGCAAUAAUGCACUUUUCAUACUUGAAGUUUAUUUGUAUGAUAUAAAGUUAUUACUUUAAACAAAAUGCAAGUAUGGGGGGAUUGUUUAUAAAGUUUGGGUAAUUUAUAACAAAAGAAUUUGCUAAGGUUUGCUAAAAAUUCAUUUUUCUGUUCUAUAUAUUACAUUUUUAACAUAAUUUUACAGUUCAGUUUUAUGAUGGAGCCUCUUACAGAAACAUUAACAAAAUGCAGGAACCUGCCACAUUUCUUUUUUAGUAUAACUUAAUAGCUUAAUUACCAUUUUAUUUUUUAUACUUCUUGUUCCAUUAUUAAUCUUUAAAUCAUGACCCUAAUUAGCUGUCCUUACUUUAACGUGAUCUAAUUAUUGCUUCCUUUCUUAUUACUUUCCUAAUUUGUUUAUUCUAUAUUAAAGAAAACUACAGUUUCAAUGAUAAAAGGAAAAUGUUUUCAUUUAUAGUACCAAGUGCUUAAAAACAAGGAUAGUGUCAGAUUUUCAAGUGACUUUCCUUUUUGCAUUUUUUGGCGGUGAAAGCCAAAUGUUGUAUUUGUUCUUUUCAGAGUUGUCCAGCCCUUUUUUCCUUUGUCCAAAAUGAUUCUAAAUAAAUUAGAUUCUAAAUGAAUCUAAUAAACCAAUGUAGCACCAUUUUUUUCUAAAUGAAGCCCCAAAAAAGAAAAGUGCCUUGCAUCGUUUUUAAAAAACUUAAAUCCUCAUGACCUCUAAAUUAGUAUGUAGAACACUGAAAAGUUCUUAACAUUUUUGUGUAAUUUCCUUUCUUUUUAAGCCAUAAAUUAGUUUAAACUGAAAGUAUGAGACUGGAAGAAACAUUAGUAAAUAUUUGGAAUAUAGAAUGUUUACUCUUCGCUUUUAUGUUGUCUUAAUGAUUCUGUGAGAUUGUUCCGGCUCAGACAGAAGCUUUUCUUUGGGGAAGGUGAUUUGUGGGAGACUCUAUUGUAUUUUAAAUUGGCAUUUUAAUCCAUUCUUGACAUUCAGUUAGUCCAUAUCUGCCCUAUAAUUUGCUUUAGUAAAGUCACUUUAUGGAUUUUUGGCUAUAUUUUAGUUUGUGUGUAUAAAAGUUCUAAGAAAACACUUUUGCUAUUUUAAGUAUGUAAGGGAAGAGAGGAGUGUUUUUAACUUUUUAUAGUGGAUGACUUUAGGGUAGCACAAACAAAACUCCUUUGUAUCUAACUUUUCUCAAUCCUCUCUUGAGGUGCUUUACUAAUGGGAAUGAUUUCUCUAUGUUCCCUUGGUACCAAGAGGUACUAUGCAAAGUACCCUAUUAUACCAAGUUACUUGUUUUGCUUUCCUCUCUAUGAUGUGAUAAUACAGUAAAAGCUUUCUUAUCCAGCAUAGUGGGAGAGUAGAGAUUAAUUAAAAUUGUUAAUUAAGAGUUAAUUCUUAUUGACCCAGGUGAUAUUCCUCUUCUGAUUUCCCUCCCCUUCCCUUCUCUUAUCUUACAACUGUGAAAACAGCAUAUUGUUAAUCUGGUUGUCAUCCAGUAUUCUGCUUUGUGAUUAGGUCCUUUGGUGUGCAAUGGUCUAGUGGGGUCAAGAUUUGCAUUGGGUUUUCUAAAAUUCCAGUUGAUAAAAGUUCCAGAUAACACAGCUUUCCUGUAUAUAGAUCACUACUGGGCAGGUCAGCAAAGAUCUCUUACAGUGUAAUAACAAUCUGUGAUACUUAAUUUAGCAGAAACUCUGCUUAAAAGAAUCUUCAUAAUAGUAAGUUUAGGUUUUAAAAACUUGUUUCAUAAAUAUACAUAUAUCCAAUCUAGUAACCUGGCCAAAAGAACAGAUUUUGUUAUUGAUAAUUUGUAGCUGGUAAUUUUCCACUUUUUCUAUCCACUGUAAUUUUUAUGUUGUCACUAAAGUGCCUGCCCAGUACUGUAUAUUAGUCUCUCACAAACACUGGGAAAAGGGACUCUCAUCAUCUUGAGUACUCUAGAGAUAUAGAUAUAUAUUUUUUUUCUUUUUUUUUUUUUUUUUUUUUUUUGAGACAGAGUCUCUAAUGUCACCCAGGCUGGAUUGCAGUAGCGCAAUCUUGGCUCACUGCAACCUCCACCUCCCCGGUUUCAAGUGAUUGUCCUGCCUCAUCCUCCCGAGUAGCUGGGAUUACAGUCGCAUGCCACCAUGCCUGGCUAAUUUUUGUAGUUUUAGUAGAGAUGGGGUUUCACCAUUUUGGCCAGGCUGGUCUCAAACUCCUGACCUCAAGUGAUCCACCCACCUUGGCCUCCCAAAGUGCUGGGAUUAUAGGCUUGAGCCACUGCGCCCGGCUGAGUACAAUAUUAAUGCAGACAAACCAUUAAGUUUAUUCUUUCAUAUAGGAAUAUUACAAGUUUGUUUUUCUUACAUCUGUCUACCUAAUGUUCAAGUAGUUCUGGUAGCUCUUCCUAUUCUUUAUUCUAUUUGAUUCCAUUUCUGUGAUUCCUUUAUUACCACUGAUGUUUUGUGAUAGUUAACUAUGAUAAAUUUAAUCAUGAUUUAUUUUCUAGAGUAUUUAAAGUGGGAGUGAUCACCCAAUUCCAACAUUAAAAGUGUAAUCUGGGCCCAUAAUUUAUAGUGAAAUUGUUAUCAAAACAUAGGGAAACUGUAUUACUGUUCAUUUUGAAAAUAUGAAACUUGAGUAUUGAAAGUAUUCAAACCUGGAAUGGCAGUAUUCUAAUUUCAGUUAAUUGGUUCAUGUUAAUUUCUUACCUAUUAGAUGUUUAAACAGCAGUGUCCUUUGUUUACUUGUAUCUACUCUAUGGUGGAAAUGUUAAACCAUGAUAGCUUUUGCUACCAGCUCAACCACUUAACUUUUAGAACAGUUGUGGGGAGAUUUUAUGCUUCAUCUGAGUUUAGAAGUAAUGUCAGAAAAUGUUAAGCAUGUCCGUAUUAAGAAAAUAUAAGGUUUCUAAUUGUCUUAUUAAUAUGGUAAUUCAAGUGAAUUAGAAAUAUUUAACUGCAAUCUUGAAUUAUAAAGUUGAGAUAUAUAUGUAUCUCUCUCAAGAUCUCAACUUGAUGUAAAGUAAAUGAGCAGUUACCUGGCGGAUUUUUUUUUUAAUAACUGAUUUAAUCCAUAAUCUCAUAACAAACAUAGCUUCACCUCAGUAUUUUCUUUCUUUCUUCGUUCACCAGUGCUCCAAUAAGGGAAUGCUAGAAAAUAGGUGAGAAGUACUGAAAGACCUUUUUUUUUUAUUACUGAUUAGAAAAGUAAGGUCUCUAGGGUCUUCGAAUGCUGGAAUUUUUUUUUUUUUUUUUUUUUUUUUGUCUUUCCCAUCUGUGGCAGCUAAAACAAAAAUCACUCAAAAUAUUCAGGUUUACAUGUUAGCUCUCUCUCAUAGGGAGUUGCCAUACCUCACAGUUCAAAGUGUAUUCUAUAGAUCAGUAACAUUAUACUGACAUGUAAUUGCAGUUUACUAUGCAGCAAAAAUGAUUCAAGAAGAAAAAUAACCUACAGUGUCUAUAUACCUUUGUAUAUACAAUUGCUUAAGUUACUCUGCUUUUAACAUUUGUACUUGGAUAAAAUGCUUAUGUCUGUAUAGGAAUGUCACAGUGCAAGAUGCUGCUAGCCCAGGCACAAAGUAUUAAAAUUAUUUUGUGAAGAUUGGUGGUUGUAUUAAAACUGCUGUGCCAUUAUACCUCCAAAA
Rhinopithecus roxellana (golden snub-nosed monkey) is the source of this 4894-nucleotide messenger RNA. It is a transcript of the gene STYX, whose product is annotated as serine/threonine/tyrosine interacting protein. Bases 317 to 988 code for a protein of 223 amino acids. Lineage: Eukaryota; Metazoa; Chordata; Mammalia; Primates; Cercopithecidae. The transcript is spliced from 11 exons. Gene Ontology annotation, biological process: regulation of ERK1 and ERK2 cascade; protein dephosphorylation; negative regulation of protein binding. The record is from RefSeq and is a predicted model, not a curated record. Gene Ontology annotation, cellular component: nucleoplasm; cytoplasm. Gene Ontology annotation, molecular function: protein tyrosine/serine/threonine phosphatase activity; F-box domain binding.